Drosophila guanche is the source of this 2568-nucleotide messenger RNA. RefSeq lists its product as uncharacterized. The record is from RefSeq and is a predicted model, not a curated record. NCBI's taxonomy places the organism in Eukaryota, Metazoa, Arthropoda, Insecta, Diptera, Drosophilidae. Gene Ontology annotation, molecular function: RNA uridylyltransferase activity. Bases 104 to 2158 code for a protein of 684 amino acids. The transcript is spliced from 2 exons.
AACACCGAUAGACACCAAUCACGAAAAACAACAAAUACAAAAGUAAGUUUUGUUAAUAGCAAAAACAAAACGGAGAAAUGUGCAGUUGAGCAAUAUAUCGCCCAUGGAAUCUCUUGUAAAAGGAAUGCAAACUCCAGAGAUGGCCCCAGGAGACGGCCAGGAGCCAGGGGGCAGUGCCACCGGCUUGGUAUUCUGCACGGUGUGUGCUGCUCCCUUCAAGAAUGCGACAGACUGCCUGGCCCACGAGUUGCACAAGCACAAGAACACAAACAAGCCGCAGAAGAAAUUUCGCAAGAAAAUUAACGCGCUGACCAAGCAGUUUACCAGCGAAGAAACGCAAAGCGAACGCAGCAAGUUGCAGGAGGCUCUGGACAAGACACUGGACGGACAGUACCUGGAGACAAUAUUAAAUCGCUAUGCGGCUGACUUGAGACGACUCGAUUGCUGUUAUGCCACUGUGCGCAACUGCUUUGAGAGGGAAAAGGCACUAAAAGUGGAAGUGUUUCCCUUUGGCUCGCUGGUCACCGGACUGGCCUUGGAGGAUAGCGACAUUGACUUGUAUCUAAAGUCCACAGAUGACAACGUCACCUGCCCCCAGCGGCUCUUCAAGAAGGUGCUGAGAGUUUUGCACCGUUCGGUAAGCUUUACCGAAAUCAUAAACGUUCGACAUGCCCGUGUGCCCAUUAUUCGCUGCAAGCAUCAAGUGACGGGCCUCAACAUAGACAUCAAUAUGAGCAAUCCCAACAGCACAUUCAACUCUCGCUUCAUACGAGAGCUAAUGCUGCGCGAACCCAAACUGCGGCAGCUUGCGCUGUUCCUCAAAAUCUGGGGAAAGAAGGUGAAAGUCGUUCGAAUGGGUGGCAUGAGCAGCUACUGUCUGUUCAGCGUACUUCUCGUGAAUCUUCAAAUGCGCCACUUGCUGCCAUCCAUCAGGGAACUGCAGGCGCAUGUCGAACCCAUCACUGUCAAAGGAGUCAACUACGCGUACAGCAUGGAGCGAGUGGCGCCACUACCUGCGCAGAUGUCCACGCUUGACUUAAUCGGAGACUUCUUUGCGUUCUGUACCAGCACAGACUUCGAGAAGAAACUUUUGUCACCGUUUCUGGGCUGUGCCGUGGACAAGGUGGAAACUUUGGCCACUCCUGGCGGCUUUCCGGAGUACGAGGAGCAAUUAAUUGCCCUUCAGGAAGAGCUUGGCGAAGCGCCUGAUAAAUUUCACUUGGAUCGUACGGUAUGCGUGCAAGAUCCCUUCGAGCUGGCAAGGAAUGUGGCAAGGAACAUAUCACAAACAGAUUUUCUGUACAUCAAACAAUGCCUGCAUAUGGCCGCACAGGCUUUUAAGAAUCGAGAGCUACGAGCAGCGCCAAAAAAACUCUAUGAUUACCUGCUCUUCGGACUGGGAGACAAAAUGGCAUUGGAGAAGAUGUAUCGGCCAACGCCAGCCAAGAAGUACAAGGGAAAUUCAGCUCCAACAGAACAGCAAAUGGAAAACGAAGCAAAUACGACUAAACAGCAGCCACUAGAAGUGGCGCAAGCAGGAGACGUCAAGGAUGCACCGAAUGAUGAGAAAAUCAGCUUGGAUGUCCCUGCGUGCCUGCCGGAAACAAAGCGCACGCACUUGAUCCAGCCCAGCAAGAAUGAUCUCAAGAGCUUGCGCCCCGUGCUGCUCAGCCAAAACAUUGAAGAAAACCAAACGAUUUAUUACUACUGGCUGCUCUGCUAUGUAGAUACCAUAAAGCAUGUCCUAACGGAGAUCUUUGCGCUUGACCUGGAGCUGGUGGACUCACAGGAUCCGUGCUACCACAAAUGGCUGAUGCGUAGCACAGUGGACACUUGGACGGGACGCGUCAGUAAGCUGAGCCAGCCGGGCCAGUACUUUGACAUGCACAAGCAGCAGACUGUCGAGAUGCUAAAGACGCGCAGCGGCAAGCCACAGCAAGCGGUUAGCUUCGAGGGCUACUUCUCCCUACGCUCCACCGAAGACUACAAGAACUUGGAACUGGCGGUGGAAGCGUGCCCUGAGCACAUCCAUGAAAUGCAGCGACAAGGCUCGAUUACAAAGCUCUUCAAGGCACUGAAGGAUCUGCUGUCGAAGUACACUUUCCAGGAAAAACUGCGUAAGUGGGAUAUUUGCAGCGUGGGCACAGUGGAUUCGUAGUGCAAACACAAUGAGUGUAUAUAUUUUGAUAUAUGUAUUUGAGACUCGCUUUUAAUUUAUGAAAUUGGACUAUUAACAAAGAGUAACAAGAUUAAAGACACUACCAGACCGUGGACACUCGCUAUUAGCCACUAACGAGACAUAAACAUCCAACGGGUGUUUCUAACUUCUUAUUAAAUUAAGUUUAGUUUGGCAAGAGAUUCACUUAAGAGCAUACUACAGGAGAAUCAAUCUACUAUAUGGAUAGAGUUAUAUAUACAUGAAGUUUAUCUAUUAUUUAUGUACAAUGGAAACCCACCAAUGGGGCUAGCACAACUACGACUAGCUUAAGCAAUCUAUUUACAUGUUUAUUAUCAGGUAAUAUACCAGAUUCGAAUCUGUUUAACGGCACUUGGGGCUAGCUUGAAUAA